Cornus florida is the source of this 3326-nucleotide messenger RNA. Its product is annotated as general negative regulator of transcription subunit 3. Bases 188 to 2860 code for a protein of 890 amino acids. The transcript is spliced from 17 exons. Gene Ontology annotation, cellular component: CCR4-NOT core complex; P-body; nucleus. Lineage: Eukaryota; Viridiplantae; Streptophyta; Magnoliopsida; Cornales; Cornaceae. The record is from RefSeq and is a predicted model, not a curated record. Gene Ontology annotation, biological process: regulation of DNA-templated transcription; nuclear-transcribed mRNA poly(A) tail shortening.
GUCUCGUCUGCCAAAUCUUCAUCUCCGUCUCAUCUCCAUACCUCGAUCUCUAUAUUUGUGCGCAACGAAAACCCUAGACAAUCACAGACGAGCGAAGCCCUAGAAAACACAGACGAGAGAAACCCUCUCUACGAUCUUGGAUGAUAAAUUUCGCUAAACCUCUCCGUUUCUCCUUUACAGUUUCACAAUGGGGGCUAGCAGAAAGUUACAGGGCGAGAUCGACAGAGUUCUAAAGAAAGUUCAAGAAGGCGUUGAUGUUUUCGAUAGUAUCUGGAACAAGGUUUAUGAUACUGACAAUGCUAAUCAGAAGGAGAAGUUCGAGGCUGACUUGAAGAAGGAGAUCAAGAAACUUCAGAGGUACAGAGACCAGAUCAAGACAUGGAUUCAGUCCAGCGAGAUCAAGGAUAAGAAGGUUAGUGCCUCUUAUGAGCAGGCUCUGAUGGAUGCUCGCAAGCUCAUCGAGCGUGAAAUGGAAAGAUUUAAGAUAUGUGAAAAGGAAACUAAGACAAAAGCAUUUUCUAAAGAAGGCCUUGGUCAACAACCUAAAACAGAUCCGAGGGAGAAGGCUAAAUCAGAGACGAGAGAUUGGUUGAACAAUGUGGUUUCGGAGUUGGAAUCUCAAAUUGAUAGCUUUGAAGCUGAGAUUGAGGGGCUAUCUGUUAAGAAAGGAAAAACGAGGCCACCCAGAUUGACACAUUUAGAGACGUCUAUCGUGCGGCACAAGGCUCAUAUAAUGAAGUUAGAAUUGAUAUUGAGGCUGCUGGAUAACGAUGAAUUGAGUCCUGAGCAGGUCAAUGAUGUUAAGGAUUUCCUGGACGACUACGUGGAACGUAAUCAGGAUGACUUUGAAGAAUUCAGUGACGUUGAUGAGCUUUACAUCUCCUUACCGUUAGACAAGGUGGAGACUCUAGAGGAUCUAGUUACAAUUGUUCCUCCUGGUAUUGUUAAGAGUGUUGGGGUUGGCAGUGCAGUUUUAAGCACGAAAACUUCUCUGACAGCAUCCGCAGCUCAACUGCCGGGUACGUCCAUCCUGGAGCAAGUUGAGGAGAUGGCUUCCCAGGACAGUAAUUCUGAUAUUGUGGCAAGGACUCCACCCGCUAAAAAUAGUGCAAUUGGUUCUUCUGCUCCAUCAACACCACCGGGAAGCCAUGCCAUUCCUAGUGCUCUGACUGUUUCAGUUCAGAGUCUGUCUGGUGCAUCAUCUGCUUCAGCAAUCCUUUCAAGUUCAACGUCUGUUCGGGGUGUCUUAGAAAAUGCAGGUGUUCCAUCAUCUCCCAUGUCUAGUACUGCUAAGGAAGAAGAAACUGCAACCUUCCCUGUUCGCAAAUCAUCUCCUGCUCUUGCUGAAACUGGAUUUAGAGGCACUUGUAGAGGUGGCCUAUCCAACCAACCAUCGACCAGUAUCCCCCUUAAUUCUGGCAGUACAAUUCCUACCAAUGGAUCCCCUGGUGCUGUUCCCUUGGCCGCUGAAAUGGCAAAGAGAAAUAUAUUAGGAGCUGAUGAGAGAAUUGGGAGUAGUGGCAUGGUGCAGCCUCUGGUUUCCCCACUAAGUAAUAGAAUGAUAUUGCCCCAGGUCACCAAGGCUAAUGAUGGAAGCAGCGGAGCUGACAGUGGUAAUGCUGGUGAAGCUGCAGUUAUGGCUGGCCGUGUUUUCUCCCCUUCCGUAGUUCCUGGCAUACAGUGGAGGCCUGGAAGUUCCUUUCAGAAUGAAGGGGGGCAGAUCCGUGGAAGAACUGAAAUUGCGCCUGAUCAGAGGGAAAAGUUCUUACAGCGAUUCCAGCAGGUGCAGCAACAGGGUCAGAUUAACCUUCUUGGCUUGCCUCCUCUUGCUGGAGGAAAUCAUAAACAGUUCACCGCACAACAACAGAACCCACUCUUGCAGCAGUUCAAUUCUCAAAGCUCAUCUGUCUCACCUCAAGUUGGGUUGGGACUUGGAGUCCAAGCAGCAAGUCUCAAUACUACAUCUGCCUCCUUACAGCAGCAGCCAAAUUCAGUCCAUCAACAAUCUACCCAGCAGGCAUUGAUGUCGUCAGGAUCAAAAGACUCUGAGGUUGGGAAUGCAAAACUUGAAGAGUUGCAGCAGCAACAACAGACUCUAUCUGAAGAUUCUACUGCCGAGUCUGCUCCGAGUUCUGGUCUCGGCAAGAAUCUCCUGAAUGAGGAUGAUAUGAAAGCCUCCUAUUCGUUGGAUUCACCUGCAGGAAUAUCAAGCUCUUUGACAGAGCCUGCCCAAGUGCUAAGGGAUACUGAUCUCUCUCCUGGGCAACCUUUACAAUCCAAUCAACUUUCUAGUGGACUUGGUGUUAUUGGUCGGAGAAGCGUUUCUGACCUAGGUGCCAUUGGUGAUAAUCUCAGUGGAUCAGCUGCGAGUUCUGGAGGAAUGCAUGAUCAGUUAUACAAUUUGCAGAUGCUUGAGGCUGCUUAUUACAAACUUCCUCAGCCCAAAGACUCGGAACGUGCAAAGAGCUAUACUCCAAGGCAUCCUGCAGUGACCCCUGCGAGCUAUCCUCAAGUACAGGCACCAAUUGUCAAUAAUCCUGCCUUUUGGGAACGUCUUGGAGCUGAUAAUUAUGCCACUGAUACAUUUUUCUUCACGUUUUACUAUCAACAGAAUACUUAUCAGCAAUAUUUGGCUGCAAAAGAGUUGAAGAAGCAAUCAUGGAGAUACCAUAAAAAAUACAACACAUGGUUUCAACGGCGUGAGGAGCCAAAAGUCACUACUGAUGAAUUCGAACAGGGGACAUAUGUGUACUUUGAUUUCCAUAUCGCUAAUGAUGAAAUUCAACAUGGAUGGUGCCAGAGAAUAAAGACUGAAUUCACCUUCGAGUACAACUAUCUUGAAGAUGAACUUAUCGUAUAGAAAUAUGUACAUAAUCCUGCAACAUUGAUGAUCCUUCAUUAACUUCUGGGGGUUUAUUGAUUGAUUGAUUGAUGCGAUGAUAAAAAGUUCUGGUUUAGAAGACGCAAGAGUGGAGAAUAUUGUCACUUCAAUGUCACUUGCACUUCUUUAUGCUCGUAGGUUAUUUUCUAAAGAUUGGGUUGGAAACUGGUUUUAACUAGAGGUGACAGACAAUUGUUGAAAUUAAUUUGGGUACGCAGCUUUUAUGGGACAUUCACUGGUUUCAUCUGUAGUUGUGUAUGUGAGAGAAAUGUUGACCUGCCUCAUGCGUUGCAUAUUUUGGUAAAUUUUUUAACGAGGUUUUAUUAUUUGAUUGAUUGUUUUACCCUAUUGGACUUUUGGCGGUGGGGGUGGUAAAUCAAACGGUCUUCAGGAUACUAAUUGUUAUUAUAUAUAUUUAUAAUGAGAAGUUGGAUGGAGUUGGCAA